Anopheles funestus (African malaria mosquito) is the source of this 1323-nucleotide messenger RNA. It is a transcript of the gene lin-28, whose product is annotated as protein lin-28 homolog. The record is from RefSeq and is a predicted model, not a curated record. Lineage: Eukaryota; Metazoa; Arthropoda; Insecta; Diptera; Culicidae. Gene Ontology annotation, molecular function: nucleic acid binding; zinc ion binding. The transcript has 4 exons. Bases 647 to 1159 code for a protein of 170 amino acids.
ACCGACCGUAGUUCCGCGAGCGAUCCCGCGCGCAUUCGAAUUUCACGCGCCAUCGUGACAACAUCGGGCUGGCGUUGCGUUACGCACCACAAAAACCAAAAAAAAAACGUUACUGCUCCAUCUUGCUUGAACUAUCUUUGACACGGUGGGACGUGGAGUGGUAAAGAAGGAAAGAAAGGCGGGAUACCCUAUUACAGCCCUUGAUUGUAUUGUCACGCCAACAAAACUCCACCGACCAAGACGAGAAAGAAAUGGUUUUGUGAAUGAAUAUAGUGUUGACUUUGCUGUCGUACGUGCGAUAAAGCUGUCUGUCUUACAUAUGUGUGUGUGAAAGAGUGCGUGCGUCCGGUUUGGGUGUUGUGAAAGGUACCCCAUCCCACCCAGAAAGGGGAGGCUUUUGUUUACACUACUCUGCUGGUGCAAGAGAGCAGUGCGCGAUGGUGCAUUCUUGACAUUCCAAUCACAUACAUUGACCCAGUGAAGUCGACGGGGCAAGCUGACGAGGCAAUGAAGAGAAACUGUGAGUUUCGUCGAAAGGUGCACAGUUACAGUUAUAACAUCACAAGUGCACAGGGCGGCAUGUAACGCCGAAAGAGUAGGAUUGAAUUGUUCUUUAGCACGCUUCAAACGGAAGUACCUGGCGUAAAUGGCGAACCCGAGCGGAUCAUAUCAUUUGGACGAUGUGCCUAACAGUGAGCAGCCCUUCGAAGUCACAAUGACAGCAGAACAGCAAGAUCGGGAAGAGCUGGUAGGACCACGCAGAGGACGGUGUAAAUGGUUUAACGUCGUUAAAGGAUGGGGCUUCAUAACGCCAGAUGACGGUGGCCAGGAAGUGUUUGUGCAUCAGAGUGUCAUACAGAUGGGAGGAUUUCGUUCGCUCGGUGAAAACGAAGAGGUUGAGUUUGAAUCGAAGCUAACUGGGAAAGGAUAUGAAGCGACCCGCGUCUACGGACCUUCACAUGCUGAGUGCAAGGGAAGCGACUUUCGACCGUACAGCAAAAAGCGAAGGUUCCGAAAAGUGAGGUGCUACAAUUGUGGAGAGUUUGCAAAUCACAUUGCGUCAAAGUGUGCGUUAGGACCACUGCCAAAGCGUUGCCAUAAUUGUCGAAGCGAGGACCAUCUAAUAGCGGACUGUCCAACGAAACCACCCGCAAAAUGAUUCUUCCUAGGAAACGAUGCACUUUGUUGCUUUUAGUUUAGUAUGAAACACCUAAUUAUUAAUGACCAAUAUCCUUUUAUUCGUAAAAAUAGUGGUACUGAUAGGUUUAAAAUAAAACGAAUGAAAAAAAUAAGUAAUAAAACAGAUUUAUAUUAACUACAAAA